Molecule: messenger RNA, 909 nt
Organism: Cynoglossus semilaevis (tongue sole)
Lineage: Eukaryota; Metazoa; Chordata; Actinopteri; Pleuronectiformes; Cynoglossidae
Gene: kcnk9
Product: potassium channel, subfamily K, member 9
Exons: 2
Coding region: 1-909 (302 amino acids)
Biological process (GO): stabilization of membrane potential; potassium ion transmembrane transport
Cellular component (GO): plasma membrane
Molecular function (GO): outward rectifier potassium channel activity; potassium ion leak channel activity
Source: RefSeq, a predicted model, not a curated record
AUGCGGGGGCUUUCUCUGAAUGACCGCUACGGGCAUGCAGCACCAGGGACUGACGCGGGCAAGGCUUUUUGCAUGUUUUACGCAGUCCUGGGAAUCCCGCUGACUCUUGUCAUGUUCCAAAGUCUGGGCGAGAGGAUGAACACUUUUGUCAAGUACCUCCUGAAGCGCAUCAAGAAGUGCUGCGGCAUGAGGAUCACCGACGUGUCCAUGGAGAACAUGGUGACUGUGGGAUUCUUCUCCUGCAUCGGCACGCUGUGCAUCGGAGCGGCGGCCUUCUCCCAUUACGAGGACUGGAGCUUUUUCCAGUCCUACUACUACUGUUUUAUCACAUUGACAACUAUAGGCUUUGGGGACUUUGUGGCCCUCCAGAAGAACAGGGCCCUGCAGAAAAAGCCCCUGUACGUGGCCUUUAGCUUCAUGUAUAUCCUCGUAGGCCUGACGGUCAUCGGGGCCUUCCUCAACCUGGUGGUGCUCCGCUUUCUGACAAUGAACAGCGAGGACGAGCGGCGGGACGCUGAGGAACGCGCCUCCCUCGCCGGGAACCGAAACAGCAUGAUCAUCCACAUCCAGGAUGAGUCGUUGCACCAUGGCCGCCAGCGCCGCGAGCCGAGCAGGGCGGAGGUGACCGACUUGCAGUCGGUCUGCUCCUGUAUGCACUACCACCCGCAUGACUUUGGCAGCUCCGGGGGAGGGAUGGGAGGUUUAGGCUGUGCCUUCUCCCAUCAAAACUCAUUCAGCCCGCCGCUGAACCCCAAUCAGUACUUUCACUCAGUUUCAUACAGGAUUGAAGAGAUCUCACCCAGCACCUUGAAGAACAGCUUCUUCCCGUCGCCCAUAAGCUCGGUGUCCCCGGGCCUCCGCAGCUUCACAGACAGUCACCAGCUAAUGAGGAGAAGGAAAUCCAUCUAA